Molecule: messenger RNA, 1592 nt
Organism: Schistosoma curassoni
Lineage: Eukaryota; Metazoa; Platyhelminthes; Trematoda; Strigeidida; Schistosomatidae
Source: the annotation of a GenBank genome assembly
GUUAUAUUGCACUGUCAGUCGACGGACGAAGUUAUCGAAAGUAUUAAGGAAAGAACAGGUAAGCAGGUGACCGCUGCUGAUGUCAAAAAUAUGAAAGCUGAACUCUCCACUGGUAAGUGUAUAUAAAUAUAUUUCAGGUUGGACUCGGAAGCAGGUAUUGCAGAUGAUGCGACAAAACGGUCAAGUUAGAGAGCAUGCAGAAAAUGGAUCUAUUACGGCGGUAUGCUUCAGCAGUUAUGAUCAGAUACGGCUGUACAAUCAAUAUCCCGAAGUCGUGUGUAUUGAUUCUACUUAUAAAACUAAUAAUAAAAAGUGAAUAUGAUUUUCGUUUUGUUCUACUAUGUAGGUAUUCAUUAUUCCAGUUAGUGGUAACAGACAAUUGGGGUCGAGGUCGAACUGUUAUGUUUGCAUGGACAAAAAAAGAAAAGCGUGCUGAUGUUACGUGGAUUUUGGAUAAAUUCAAGGAGAUAAUGGGUAACACGACCAAAACAGAAACAUUUGUGAUGGAUUGCGCACGAUCUGAAAGCGCGGCUGUCCGUAUAACACACGGGCAUGCAAACAUUAUUUUGUGCGCCUUUCAUGUGAUUCGCGCUUUCCGGAAAAAGACAAAUGAUAAAAUACUAAAAAACCUACUUGACUCGACUGGUAACCGCAGAAACGGUCGGAAGGUAAUUUUUUAAUGUAUUUAUUCACUAGAUUUAAUCAAUAUUACAGAAUAAUAAACCGCAGAGACAGUGAUAGGCCAGUACCUAUCACGUUUCUGGAUGCCACGUAAAACAAUGUGGGCGCGUGCCUUUUACGGCAGUGUAUUAACUUUGGGUAACAACACGAAUAAUCGUGUUGAGUCAUUAAAUAGGCAGAUUAAAAGAUAUGUACGCAAAAGCGACAGCUUGCACAAAUGCAUGUACAAGGCUUUUAAGUGGAGUUCAAUGACAUUCUCUAGAAAAAGCAUGGAAGACCAAAUAAUCAGUGGACGAACAUACAAUUAUGAUGCUCCACAGCGUCUUAUACCCUUGCUGAACAUGUUGACCCCAUUCGCAAGAUCCAAAGUGUUAUACGAACUAAAAAAAAUGCGUUUCGUUAACUUAGAAUAUGAAAGCGGCGAGUGGUUGUUUAUGCUUGACCGCGGACAACAUUACGAAGUAGAUGUAAGUAUUUGUGAAUGCAAUUGUAGCACGUUUAAUAUGUGUCGAUAUCCGUGCCGCCAUCUCCUGCUGGCAUAUAUUAAAAGACGAAGUCUAACAGCUCAUCAACUUCUUAGGUGUUGCUGUAGAUGGAAAUUAGACAAUACGCACAAUUUACAAAACAACACAGUAAUUUCAUUACGGAGACGAAGUAAAGAAUAUAUAUAUAUAUAUAUAUAUAUAUAUAUGUGCAAACAACGAAUUGUUGAGAAAUAUGAUGAACGCUUCGCGAAUCAGGUGGAGAGAAGGGUCUACAAUUUUUACUUAAGAAUUAUAAACAGCUAGACAGCAGGUUUACGAUUAACAGUUCUUUGUGGCUUUAUUUUAUACCACUAUUUAUACAACUUGUAAACUUAUCUUUCCACUUUAGUAGUCAUGAAAAAUCAAUAAACUUUUUCUCAUUUUUUA